Vicia faba (fava bean) is the source of this 327-nucleotide messenger RNA. NCBI's taxonomy places the organism in Eukaryota, Viridiplantae, Streptophyta, Magnoliopsida, Fabales, Fabaceae. The record is from the annotation of a GenBank genome assembly.
AUGAAGGCAAAGGUGGAGAGUGAAUAUUGGGAGAGGAAGAAGAGAGAAAUUUUAGCGAGUUUUCUUGUGAUUCCUUUGAAGAGAAUGAAGAAUCCCCUUGAUAAAUCUGCUUGGUAUUUGGAAGUUAGCUUGGUUUUCGCAGCCAGCUUGGGCUUGGAAGCAGCAGGCUUCUUGUUUCUGAUUUUCUGUUUUCACGGAUAUACUGGUUUGCAAAGUGUUGGCAAGGGUUUUGGAAAUGUUUACUUUGAAGACUGUAAGUGUGUUCUGACAGGGCUUGUAGCAGGUUUAUUUCACAUACGCAUAGCUGGAAGAAUUGGUGACGAUUAG